This is a messenger RNA of Ricinus communis (castor bean), 1560 nucleotides long. Its product is annotated as B-box zinc finger protein 22. Gene Ontology annotation, molecular function: zinc ion binding. The record is from RefSeq and is a predicted model, not a curated record. NCBI's taxonomy places the organism in Eukaryota, Viridiplantae, Streptophyta, Magnoliopsida, Malpighiales, Euphorbiaceae. Bases 400 to 1272 code for a protein of 290 amino acids. Gene Ontology annotation, cellular component: nucleus. The transcript has 3 exons. Gene Ontology annotation, biological process: photomorphogenesis; regulation of DNA-templated transcription.
UAGGCUAAUAUUACAGCCGGAGGACAGCGAGGUUGGUCUCCUUGGUCAAGACAGGAAACCAGAAUCUGCCACGCGUACAACAAACAAUUCAUGGCCGCAAAUGUUAAAAGAAAAAUCUAACAAGACUUUUCCUUUUAUUUUAUUUAUUAGCCUUAAACCCCUGUGCCCACGGCUCUGGUGGCUCCAUUUGAUCCUCUACUUUUCUCCGAAAGAUCUGGGUUCCUGUCUUCUGGGUUUCUAUUCAAAAUGCAAAUAUCCAAAACCUAUGGUUUUGGGUUCUAAACGAAGAGAGGUUUUAGCAGGGGAUUAUAUAAGAGAGCAGAUUAUAUCUUGAGAAGAGAAGCUGCAUUGUUUCCGUGUUCUACAAUAUUCGUUGUUGAAUUUGAGAGAGAGAGAGAGAUGAAGAUACAGUGUAAUGUCUGUGAAGCAGCGGAGGCGAACGUGCUAUGCUGUGCUGAUGAGGCAGCUUUGUGUUGGGGGUGUGAUGAGAAGGUCCAUGCAGCAAAUAAGCUAGCAAGCAAGCAUCAGAGAGUCCCUCUCUCUACCUCUUCUUCUCAUAUUCCUAAUUGCGAUAUUUGUCAGGAGACAGCAGGAUUUUUCUUUUGUCUAGAAGAUCGAGCUUUACUCUGCAGAAAAUGUGAUGUUGCUAUUCACACAGCAAAUGCCUAUGUGUCUGGUCAUCAGAGAUUUUUACUCACUGGAGUAAAAGUAGGUCUAGAACCUACUGACCUUGGCGCAUCCUCUUCUUCAGGAAAGUCACCUUCUAGUGAAAAAACUUCCGAGAUGAUAUCCCAUUCUGUUUCUAGAAGAGGAAAGCCAAUGCCAGUGGCUAGCCCGCACAAUUAUGCUUUGCCUGCUCAGGUCAGUGGCGCUGGGGAGGUUGAACAAGCAAAGGUUUCUUAUUUUGGGGGAGCAGCUGGAGGCAUGCCACCAUGGCAGAUAGAUGAAUUUCUUGGACUAAGUGAUUUUAAUCAAAAUUAUGGCAAUAUGGAUAAUGGAUCAUCGAAGGCUGAUAGUGGGAAGCGCAGUGAUUCUGAAAGCUCUGCGUUCUUAAGAUCUGCCGAUGAAGAGGUAGACGGUGACGAGUGCCUGGGUCAGGUGCCAGACAGCUCCUGGGCAGUGCCACAGAUCCCCUCGCCACCGACUUCGUCAGGACUGUAUUGGCCGAAACGUAUUCAUAAUCAAUCAGAUGGUGCAGACUUUGUUCCUGAUAUAUGUUGCUCAACUCUGCAAAAUCAUCAUCAUUAUCACGCAAAACGACGUCGGCUUUAAGAUUCUCUGCAUGCUGGAUCCUUUUAAAUUUGGAUAUUUGUUUAAAACCCAUCUUCUGAUGUAAAGCCUAUUGUUGUUAAAGCAGGUAUAUGCAAUGUGUUUCUACAGUGAUCACGGAUCUGAAUGGGAGUUGGUGUUAUGCUAUUACUAUUUAGGGGUUGUAAGAUAAUAGGGUGGUUACUCUUAGAGCCUUUUACUAGAUGUAGUAAAAGUUGUAGUUUCUUCGGUGAAUAAUUCACUUGAGAAAAGCUUGAAUUAUUUAGGCUUAAUUACAAAAAAAUUCUCGAA